This is a messenger RNA of Equus caballus (horse), 2915 nucleotides long. Lineage: Eukaryota; Metazoa; Chordata; Mammalia; Perissodactyla; Equidae. The record is from RefSeq and is a predicted model, not a curated record.
GAGGAGGGGACCGGAACCGGGCCCGUGGUAACCAGACGCUCAGAUGUGUGCGAGUGGGGCCUCGGGCGUGGUCCGUGGGCGUGACCCUGAGGGUGACAAUCGAGUGUGACCUGGAGCGAGCUCCGCGAGGGGGAAUUUUGUUUGUUUUGACCCCGGGGAGGCUGCAUCGCACUGGAGCGGGGCCUCACACAGUGGGCGCUGAGUGUGUGUGUGUGAGUGUGUGUGAGUGUGUGUGUGUGUGUGGGCGCGCGUCCGGACCGAAUGGAGGCGGCCCCCGUGCCCAAGCUGCUGCCUUCGGGUGCGUGCUGCUGUGGGAUGUGGCGGCCGAUUGUGUGUGAAAAGUGGACGGAGUCGUGUUGCUGCCUGGCUCGUGUUUCCCCUGCAUGGCUCUAUUUUUAGAUUAUAUGAUUCUUGCCUGUUCCAAAAGAAGAGCUCAAAAGAGAAGGUUCAUCUCUUGUAAAUCUCAAAGCCAUGCCUCAGGGAUCAGUGUCGUUCAAGGAUGUGACUGUGGACUUCUCCCAGGAGGAGUGGCAGCAACUGGACCCUGCUCAGAAGACCCUCUACAGGGAUGUCAUGUUGGAAAACUAUUGCCACCUCAUCUCUGUGGGGAUCAGAGGUGGUGAAUCCCUUUCUGGUAAUGGAAAGUAUGGUUCUGUCCUUACUUGCCUUAGUGCAGGUAUUAACUUUGGGUUUCACAUGAGUAAGCCCGAUAUGAUCCGCAAGUUGGAACAAGGAGAAGAACUAUGGACAACAGAGAGAAUUUUUCCAAGUCAGAGCCACCUAGAAGAAGAUGGGAAAGCUGAAGAUGUUUUAGUGAAGUUCAGAGAAUACCAAGACAGGCAUUCUAGAUCAGUUUUCAUCAACCACAAAAGACUAAUAAAGGAAAGAAGUAAUAUUUUGGGGAAAACACUUACUGUAGGCAAGAACCAUAUUAUUUCCAAAACAACACUACGUGAAUACAAACCUGAUGGAAAGGUUUUGAAAAAUAUUUCAGAAUUAGUCUAUAGAAAUAUAAGCCCUGUAAGAGAGAAGUUUGGUGACAGUAAUGGAUGGGAGAAGUCACUCCUCAAUGCUAAGCAUGAGAAAAUUCAUACUGCAGUGAAUAUCUAUAAACAAACAGAAAGAAGUCUGAGUAGUAAACAAGAGCUUAUUCAGCAUCAGAAGCUUCAAACUCCAGAGCAAUCAUUUGAACAUAAUGACUAUGAAAAAUCCUUCUUUAUGAAAGGAAUGUUAUUUACACAUACUAGAGCUCACAGAGGAGAAAAACCCUUCGAAUACAAUAAAGAUGGAAUAGCCUUCAUUGAAAAGUCAAACCUCAGUGUCCAUCCACAAAAUCUUAUGGAGAAGAAGCCCCAUGCAUAUAGCAAAUAUGGGAAAUUCCUCUGCAGGAAGUCAAUUUUUAUUAUGCAUCAGAAAUCUCAAACAGAAGAGAAACCAUUUCAGUGUCCUUACUGUGGGAAUAGCUUUAGAAGGAAGUCAUAUCUCAUUGAACAUCAGCGAAUUCACACAGGUGAAAAACCUUAUGUUUGCAAUCAAUGUGGAAAAGCCUUCCGUCAAAAGACAGCCCUCACUCUUCAUGAGAAAACACAUAUAGAAGGGAAACCCUACAUUUGUAUGGAUUGUGGGAAGUCCUUCCGCCAGAAGGCAACCCUUACUAGACAUCACAAAACACAUACAGGGGAGAAAGCCUAUGAAUGUACUCAGUGUGGAAGUGCUUUUAGAAAGAAGUCAUACCUCAUUGAUCAUCAGAGAACUCACACAGGAGAGAAACCAUAUCAAUGUAAUGAAUGUGGGAAGGCAUUUAUCCAGAAGACAACCCUCACCGUACAUCAGAGAACUCACACAGGAGAGAAACCCUAUAUUUGUAAUGAAUGUGGGAAGUCCUUCUGCCAAAAGACAACCCUCACUCUCCAUCAAAGAAUUCACACAGGGGAAAAACCUUAUAUUUGUAAUGAAUGUGGGAAGUCCUUCCGCCAGAAGGCAAUCCUCACUGUUCAUCAGAGAAUACAUACAGGAGAAAAAUCCAAUGGAUGUUCUCAGUGUGGGAAAGCCUUUAGUAGGAAAUCAAACCUCAUUCGCCAUCAGAAAACUCACACAGGAGAGAAACCAUAUGAAUGCAAAAACUGUGGGAAGUUCUUCAGUUGUAAGUCAAACCUCAUUGUCCAUCAGAAAAUUCACAAGGUAGAAACCAUGGGAAUUCAGUAAAGGAUGUGACUUUUUUUGUAAAAACUUUUAAAGUCAUAGUAAACCCUGUACAUGAUGUUGCUUGCAAGUCUAAUAGUAUUCAACAGUUUAAGGUACUAUACCACAUAUUUACCUACUGUUUGCUAGCCUAUAAAACACACACGAAAAUUUACUAGACAGAUGAAAUGACAAAAGUCAUUGAAAAUACAAGCCCCAAUUUUGUAUUAGAUUCAGCAGACAUAAACUUCCUCUGUCAAGUUGCUACAAACAUUUAAAAUUGCUUAUUUUCAUUUUCAAUGCCUACCUUCUUGUGAACCAGUAAUAAACAGUUGGCUGACUGGCAUUAGUCCAGGGACCACACUGUGAGAAGUGCUUUAAAAGAAAGGAGGUGUGAACUGUAUUUCUUAUUGCAAAUAUGGAAUAAAAAUUAGUUGUUACCUCCUCAAAGUUAACCACAGGUCUGACUUCUAACAUUAUAAAUUAGUUUUUGCAUAUUAUAAACCUUUAUAUAAAUUGGAUUAUACAUCAUAUAUUCUUUCAUAUAUGGCUUGUUUCAUUCAUAAUUAUGUCUCCAAAACUCAUCAUUAGUGCAUGUGGCGGAAGUUAAUUUAUUUUCAUUCUGUAUAGAAUUCCGUUAUAUGAUUAUAUCACAAUUUAUCCAAUUUACUAUUAAUGGACUUUUUCAUUGUUUACAGCUUAGGGUCAUAAUAAAUAAUGCUUCUGUGAACAUA